Messenger RNA from Pelobates fuscus (common spadefoot toad), 939 nucleotides. RefSeq names its product peroxiredoxin like 2B (gene PRXL2B). NCBI's taxonomy places the organism in Eukaryota, Metazoa, Chordata, Amphibia, Anura, Pelobatidae. The transcript is spliced from 7 exons. The coding region runs from base 91 to 696 and encodes 201 amino acids. Gene Ontology annotation, molecular function: prostaglandin F synthase activity. Gene Ontology annotation, biological process: prostaglandin biosynthetic process. The record is from RefSeq and is a predicted model, not a curated record.
GUCAUGCAUAGUCAUAUAUUGUGAGUCCCCGUUAUGUGAUCACAUACAAUCCUUCCUGACAGCUUGCAGGUCAACCUAUUGUGGUACAAGAUGAGCUCCGUAGAUCUGGCUAAAGUUGGGGCAAUCCUGGUGAAAAAUGCUGUCUCUGGAGAGAUGGUGGAAUUGAGAUCUUUGUGGAAGGAUCAGACCAGUGUGGUGUUUUUCCUGCGACGGUUUGGUUGCCAGAUUUGCCGCUGGAUUGCCAAAGAGGUUUCCAAGCUGAAUGAAUCAUUCACAUCCCACCAGAUCCGUCUUAUUGGAGUUGGACCAGAAGAUGUUGGGUUGAAGGAGUUCUUGGAUGGAAAUUUUUUUAGUGGUGAGAUCUAUCUUGAUGAAGCAAAGCAGAGUUACAGAGAGCUUGGCUUCAAAAGGUAUAAUCCACUUUCUGUAGUUCCUGCAGCACUUGGGAAGAAGGUUCGAGAUGUAGUAACAAAGGCGAAUGCUGACGGUGUUCAAGGAAAUUUUAGUGGAGAUCUCCUACAGAGCGGUGGGAUGCUAAUUGUGAGCAAAGGGGGAGAAAAGGUGCUAUUACAUUUUAUACAGGAUUCACCUGGUGACCACUUGCCAUUGGAGACCAUUGUUAAAACGUUGGGUAUCACUGCUGGUGUCACAGAAGGCCAACGCCCACAGUGUAAUGAAGAUGUUUGUACGAGGUGAAGAAGGUAGACUGUGGUGAUCCAUAGUAUGAGAAUUCAUCCGCAGAAUAAUGGAAGGAUUUUUUUCUUUUUUUUUUAAAUAAAUCUAUAGUUGUUCACCCAGAUUGCUGGUUUUGUUGAAUCUGAAUGUCCCUGGGAACACAGCAAACUCCUUUCUGGCCUUUAUCUCUUGGCUUCUCAACUUUUUUUUAUUUACGUAUGUAAUGCCAUAUCACAAAAUAAAUCUAAAUUUCUUCCAUUGAAA